Pleuronectes platessa (European plaice) is the source of this 6061-nucleotide messenger RNA. It is a transcript of the gene xpr1a, whose product is annotated as xenotropic and polytropic retrovirus receptor 1a. The coding region runs from base 154 to 2241 and encodes 695 amino acids. The transcript has 15 exons. The record is from RefSeq and is a predicted model, not a curated record. Gene Ontology annotation, cellular component: plasma membrane; cytoplasm; Golgi apparatus. Gene Ontology annotation, biological process: cellular response to phosphate starvation; phosphate ion transport. Gene Ontology annotation, molecular function: inositol hexakisphosphate binding. Lineage: Eukaryota; Metazoa; Chordata; Actinopteri; Pleuronectiformes; Pleuronectidae.
GUGCGCCGGGCUGACGCGCCGCGUGUGGAGCUGCAGCAAGUUGACUGACAUUCACACACACGCACAGAGAAAAAACAUAAAGUCGCGUCGACAGGGGACAGAAGCGGAGGAUUUUAACCCAGGUUCGAAGAGGGGGACACCUGCUCCGGCAAAAUGAAGUUCGCGGAGCAUCUUUCCUCCCACAUCACUCCCGAGUGGAGGAAACAAUAUCUCCAGUAUGAGGCGUUCAAGGAAAUGCUGUAUGCUGCCCAAGACCAAGCUCCUUCCAUAGAAGUCACAGAUGAAGACACGGUGAAGAGAUACUACGCCAAGUUUGAGGAGAGGUUUUUCCAGAACUGCGAGAAGGAGCUGCUGAAAAUCAACACAUUCUAUUCAGAAAAGCUCGCUGAAGCCCAGAGGCGUUCGGCCACGCUGCAGAAUGAGCUCCAGUCGUCACUGGACGCUCAGCGCGAGAGCAACGCACCGCCCGGCCUCCGCAAGCGCAAGACCAUGUUCCACCUGUCGCAGGAGGAGCGCUGCAAACACCACAACAUCAGGGACCUGAAGCUAGCCUUCAGCGAGUUCUACCUCAGCCUCAUCCUGCUGCAGAACUACCAGAACCUGAACUUCACUGGUUUCCGUAAGAUCCUGAAGAAGCAUGACAAGGUCCUGGACACUCCUCGCGGCGCAGACUGGCGCGUGGUUCAUGUGGAGGUGGCGCCUUUCUACACCUGCAAAAAGAUCACACAGCUCAUUUCUGAGACAGAGACUCUUGUCACCACAGAGCUGGAGGGAGGAGAUCGUCAGAGGGCCAUGAAGAGACUGAGAGUUCCUCCACUGGGGGCAGCUCAGCCUGCUUUGGCGUGGACAACCUUCCGUGUGGGUCUCUAUUGCGGCUUCUUCAUCAUUCUUGCCAUCGCCUUUAUUCUCACCGGUGCUGUGUUCAUCCGCUAUGAGAACGUGUGGCCUCUGGUGCGGAUCUAUCGGGGCGGUUUCCUGUUGAUCCAGUUCCUCUUCCUGUUGGGCAUCAACACUUACGGAUGGAGGCAGGCCGGAGUCAACCAUGUUCUCAUCUUCGAGAUCAAUCCCCGCAACAACCUGUCACACCAACACCUGUUUGAGAUCGCUGGGUUCAUGGGUGUGUUCUGGUGUCUCAGCAUCCUUUCCUGUCUCUACUCAGAGUACACCUACCUCCCCAUGCAGAUCAACCCUCUCAUCCUUUAUGGCUUCAUGCUGCUUUUCCUCAUCAACCCGUUCAAGACCGGCUACUACAAAUCCCGUUUCUGGCUCCUCAAGCUGCUGUUCCGAGUGUUCACGGCGCCGUUUCACCGCGUGGAGUUUGCCGACUUCUGGUUGGCUGAUCAGCUGAACUCUCUGGUGUUUGUCCUGAUGGACCUGGAGUAUCUCGUCUGCUUCUACAUCUUUGAGCUGCAGUGGAGCAACAGCAAGGGUCUGCUGCCCUCGUCGAAAGAUCCUAGUGGCAGUAUGUGCCACAGCUACUCGUACGGACUGCGUGCCAUCAUCCAGUGCCUGCCCGCCUGGUUCCGCUUCAUCCAGUGUCUGCGGCGCUACCGUGACACAAAGAGGGCCUUCCCUCACCUGGUGAAUGCUGGGAAAUAUUCGACCACCUUCUUCGUCGUCACCUUUGCCGCGCUCUACGCCACACACAGAGAACAAGGACACACCGACGCCGACAUGUUCUUCUACCUGCUGAUCGUCUUCUCCUCCAUCAGCUCCCUCUACACACUGAUCUGGGAUCUGAGGAUGGACUGGGGUCUGUUCGACCGCGGCGCCGGAGAGAACACCUUCCUCAGGGAGGAAAUCGUUUACCCCCAUAAGGCCUACUACUACUGUGCCAUCAUAGAAGACGUGAUCCUGCGGUUUGCCUGGACGAUCCAGAUCUCUCUGACCACAACGACUAAGAUCCACUCUGUGGGCGACAUCGUAGCCACCGUGCUCGCUCCCCUCGAGGUCUUCAGGCGUUUCGUGUGGAACUUCUUCCGUCUGGAGAACGAGCACCUGAACAACUGUGGUGAGUUCCGUGCGGUGAGGGACAUCUCGGUGGCGCCGCUCAACGCCGACGACCAGACGCUGCUGGAGCAGAUGAUGGACAACGAGGACGGCGUCCGGAACCGCUCGGGCAAGAAGACCUGGAAGAGGUCCUACAGCCUGUCCCUCCGACGCCCCCUACUGUCCUCCUCACUAUCAAAAAAGGACACAAAGGUGCUGAUCGAAGACACGGAUGAUGAGGCCUUCAGCUGAGCCCACAACGUCAACACAGACACACACACACACACUCCCACUCAGACAUAGUAUACUUAUACGGACCUCGUUCACUAACAUCCAACCUCAGCCCCCCUCUCUUAUAGUUCUCUCUAUGUGUAGUGACCCCGCCCCUCCUCAGCUCAAACCUUUCAAAUCAGGACUCUCAGUUUACCUCAUCUCUAGUUGUUUGUGAGUACAUUUGGUCUUUAUAAGUAUAGGAACACACACUCUGUAAUGUAGAAACUCACACACACACACACACUUAUUUAAACCUGCUGAAGCACAAACACAGAGUAGUAUUGCUACAGUCGAGAGUAGAGCUGACGCCACAGAGACAGACGGGUGGACAGACAUCAUGCACGUAUCUAGACCACACUGCCCUGAGAUUAUUCUCUUCUUUUCUAAUGGACUUUCUAGUAUGUCGCUGUUGUUUCUUUAGGUUUUCCUCCAUUUAUUUUUUCCCCCUGGAUUUAAAAAAGGAGACCCUGCACACGUGAGGCUCCACACGACUGUUUACACGUCUUUCUAACUCCACUCGGAUCAACAGGGAGAAGACGAGGCCGAUUGAAAGACUAAACAUGAAUCAGUAGAAAACCCAGAGGAAGGACUCUACACACGUCGCGGAAUAUCAAAAAACAAAUCAACUGGUUUCCACUCGUUGAUUCUUUUUAUAUCCAUCUUCUUUCUUCUUUUUCUUUGCCGAGUUGUAGAAACGUCAGUGUACAAUCACAGUCCUUGCAGAGGCACUUGCAGGAAAAGUGCAUUUUAUUACACAAAGCAUGAAAAAAAACCUACUUGUACACAAAAGGGAUGUUUUUGACUCAAACAUUUCUAGUCUGUGAUGUUGCUUUGUAAAAAUAUUUAAUAUAUUUGAUGUGCGUUGUUAAUCUAUUACGGUUCUUCAGUCCUUCUACAUGUGUUGUUUAUACUAGUGAGACUAGUUUAAUGAUCCACACGAUGAUUGUUAAUGUAUUUUAUAACGUUUGGAAAUGUUUUUCUCUUGGUUAUACUUGUGCCAAAUUUUUAAUAAGCUCGUUGUCCGUCCUCGAUUUUAUGCCCAACUUCAAAUUAGAGCAAAAAUGACUCAUGAAUGGUCCCAGCUCUGGUUUCAGGUCACCUCAAAGUGCCCUGUGAGCUACCGUCUGUUGUGUGUGCAUUGAGAUUCUCUGCAUUAACUACCAAAGCUUUGUUUUUAAUGAAUGUGUCUGUGGCUCGAGGAGCUUUUUUCUAUUCCACCUGCUUGAGUGGGUCAGAGGUAACAGGCCCGGAGGCUUAUUUAAAUGAUUGCAGCUUUUCUCUUAUUCUCUUAAGGUGCAUGUGUUAUUGGGCCAUAUUAGCAGGUAGCCUAUGUUUCGUAGGUGCUCCCAGUAAUAUGAGUAGAACUAGAAUUGCACUCGGUAGAAAGCAUACCUCCGCCAAGGUCCGGCAGUCCCCUGAUGAAACCACAUUUAAAUUCACUAGAUUCAGGUUUGGAAACAUGACUGAUUUCUGUUAUAAAGAUCCACUAAUUAUCCUCUGGGAAAAUAAAAAAAAGAGAAAAAAAAACCUGGAUAUGUCCCUUGAUCUGAAUCUACACCAAAAUAUAAUCGUGCCCAGCCCUCUGCAAAGUUACUGGAAAUAGGUUGAGUAGUUUUUGCAUAGUCCUGCAAACUAAGAAGACAAAGUGACCUUGCUGGAGGUAAUUACUAGUAUUACUCUCAAUGUUUGUGUAUAAUAGUGAUUUUAAGGCCCUUUAGGAAGAAAACGCUCAGUGUUGCCAGAUUGAACAGUUUCUACUCACUUUUUGUACAGUUUCAGUGGAUUUAAGCAAAUUAAUAGUCAUCAAACAUCUGAAAUGAAAAUCAAAGUACUUUGCUCCUUGGUGCUAAUCAGACCCGGCCACACUGCAUAAGCUCAUCGAGCUCAUCUCACUUAUAUCCAGUCAAUCUGUGGAAUCCCUGACACGCCUUGCAGCUCUUGUGUGGCUCUGGAAUCAGGGACCCAGAGUCUCACUUUUCACCACGUUCAUUUCAGCACUUUUUUAAACAGUAAUUUCCAGUGUGAAUUUGAUAACCAGGAAACCCCUCGUCUUAUCCUCCAGCCAGCAGCUUACAUUUGAAGAGCUGUUGCUUCAUCUUUUAAAAACAAAAAAAACGUGUUGGGGCUGCUGUGGAAAAGGCCUCCUGGCUUUCAGAGACACUCUAUAGCUCCAGUGCUGGUUCACGUGUGUCUCCCUCUCUCUUCUCACUGCACUCUCUGCUCUCCUCCUCCCUGUGGCCGCACUGAGUCAACAUCACUCGUGAGACAAAUCACAGGAAGCUCCGAAUGUGAUGCAGAAAUAUUCAAUGUUUCUCCCACUUCUGUUUUGGUUUGUUCCCGGAGCGGCUUAAAGACCAGUGAGUUUUGUGCAUGAUGAGCUAAAUGUGAACUGGAAAGCUGGAAAUUGAACCUGUUAGAAACGUAGAUGGGUAGCUUCCCAGUCUAUUUAAAUACACUGGACACAUGCCAUAACUGUAAACAACACACACACACACACACACAAACACACACACACACAUCGAGCCUCUCUCUCCUGUGUCGGAGCGCACAACCCAACAGCAGAUCGUUUUUGUAAAAAAAGGCUCUGUUGUCUUGCUUGCAUGCUGCUUUCUGUUUUACACUGUACAUAGAUCUUAAUUUAUUGGACAUGAUGUGUAUAUUAGUGAUCAUUGCAGCCCCUCUGACAAUGAUUGAUUUCGUACGUUGCCAUGUUUGCUCCUGGACAAGCAGUAUUUUCUAGGUGGCGAGGAGCGUUUUGUCGACCCCGCACUCUUUCAUGUGUAAAUCUGUUGAAAGUGUGUUUGUAUUAAUUCAUUAGUUAAUAUAGAAGGAGAACAAAAAAAAGAGAAGAGAAUCCAUAGAAAUGGAGAACGUGAUUGGUUGUAUUUAUCGGUGAUUCCUUCUUAUUUCAAGGCGUCGGGGGUUAUGGUUAUAUCCCCGUGUGCUGCAGCUGUAAUCCUGUUUGUACAUCUGUGAAUGUGCAUGAAACUAUUGUGGACCGUUGCGUCUGUUGUUGUGAGCCUCCAUGCAGACAGAAGCACGUUGAGUUAGGGUGCAGGAGCUGAACCCCCCCCCCCCCCCCUCCCAAUCCAGAGCGAGGACCCACACCACACCCGCACAACAAGAAACUGUUAAACUGAUCCCAGAUCUGCUCAAGCUUCUCGAUGAAACCAGGAACUUCAUGUGCUCGCUGGAAGCAUUUCACAAUACUUCCCAAAACAAUUUAGUGACAGGGAGACAAAUACAAUAAAAUAAAAAAACAGGCUUAUUUUGUACAGUUCUUUUCAACGAGGUGCCGAUCGUGAUAAACCUGACAUCCCAUGUUUCCCUUAUCGGCUCAGUUUAGUUUGUACUGCUUGCUGAAACCCCCCAUGACUUUAAAGUGCUCGAUAUGUGUGCAACCGACCUCCCUCCCUCUCUCCCUCUCUCCCUCUCUCCCUCCCUUCCCCCCUUCCUCCCUCCCUUCCUCUCUCCCUCUCGAUGUUGUUUGUUCCCUCGCUCUAAUCUAGCUGAACGUGAUAGUAUACCUGUAGUUUGGUAGAUGGAUGUUCCACCGAAAAAAAGAAGAUAGUAGAAGAAAAAACAUUGUGGCUAAAUGUGAUUUCAAGAGACCUAAAGAAAGGAAAAUGUCCUACAGUCCGAACCAUCCUCCCCGAGUCCCUUUUACAUGGUAGUUUGUACAUGUUGAGUGUAAAACACUGUUCUAUGAUGGUUUUCCUGAUGGUAUUUGUAUUUCUGUAAACACUUUGGUGAUCCUGUCAUAUCUGGGUUUUAUAAACCACAAUUAUUUUUAAAACUC